Molecule: messenger RNA, 531 nt
Organism: Emiliania huxleyi CCMP1516
Lineage: Eukaryota; Haptophyta; Isochrysidales; Noelaerhabdaceae
Exons: 1
Cellular component (GO): cytosol
Source: RefSeq, a predicted model, not a curated record
CUGUCGUGGGAGUCGGGCGACCGGUACGAGGGCGGCUGGAAGGACGACAACCCGCACGGCAAGGGCACGUACCACUAUGCGGACGGCAACUCGUACGAAGGCCGCUGGGCGUGGGGCAUCAAGGAGGGCAAGGGCAUCUUCCGGUGGGCGGCCGGCGAGCGGUACGAGGGCGACUGGGCGGAUGACAUCAUGCACGGCCAGGGCACCUACACCUUCGCCGAUGGGUCGAGCUACACCGGCGGCUACAGCAAGGGCGUCCGGCACGGCCACGGCACGUGGACGUACAAGGACGGCGGCUCGUACGUCGGCAACUGGGAGGGGGGCAAGAAGAACGGCAAGGGCGUCUACACGGACGCUUCAGGCAAGGUGGUCUACGAUGGCGAGUGGAUGUACAACAAGGAGCACGGUGAGGGCACCUUCUACCAGCCCGACGGCGGCUACUACACGGGCAGCUUCUUCGAGGGCAAGCGCCACGGGCAGGGCCAGUACACCUCGCCCGCCGGCGACGUCAUGUUCAAGGGCGAGUGGCUC